Messenger RNA from Adineta ricciae, 3510 nucleotides. NCBI's taxonomy places the organism in Eukaryota, Metazoa, Rotifera, Eurotatoria, Adinetida, Adinetidae. The record is from the annotation of a GenBank genome assembly.
AUGAUGAAUAUUUUUCGCUCGUAUUUAUCUGGUGAAAGUCCAGCAACAGUGUCUGAUCUUGAAUCAAAAGAAACUCAUCGAGAUAAUGAUUCAUUUUUAAUGAAAAACAGUAUCAGAUCCAAUGGAUACGCUAGUGAUCGACAAGCAAUGAAUGCAAAUCGAAAUCAAAAACAGCAUGACAUAAUCGUUGAUUCAAAUUAUGUUCAUAAGAAAGUACCGAUCGUGCCUGUUGAUCGCUCAAAAUAUAUCUACUAUUAUGGAAAACUUCUUCCUGUCGAUUAUAUUCUUGUUUAUACGCGUUACCAUUCGAAUCACUUUCGACGAAGAGCUCAUCGAUCCAAGCGCCAACAUGAAGAGUAUCGAGAGUUUUUUCAAGAUCGUCUUAGAAAAUUAGGUUUCAUUGUUGUUGAAGAGCGACUAACUGACGAAGAAAAUGAUCUUCUAAAUCUGCGACAAGCUGAAAACUCCGCUGAUAUUUCUGAUAACAACAAUAAUACAAAUGCAGAAAGUAAUCACGUACUUGCUCGUGGCUUUUCAACGUUACAGCGACAUGUGUCAAUACGUUUACAAAAUAUCAGUUCACAUUUAAAAAAAGAUUCCACCGAUAAUCGCAAUAAGGCUAUUGAUGAAGAAGAAUCUGUUCAAUUAGAAGAUUCCAAAGAGAAUAUCAAUCGAGAGAAUGGUUGUCGAAAUAAAAGAACAUUUUCGAGCGAACGUGAUGAUGAAUUGAAACAAGAUGAAAGAUAUUUUGUCAAAAUCCAUGCACCUUUCGAAGCUUUAUUAGUAUUAGCUGAGAAAUUGAAAGUUAAAUUACCUUUUAGUGAAAAUAAAGCACCAUUGAGACCGGGAUUAUUUGAUCAUGGUCUACCUUGUCAAUUUACUCGUCUUAAUCCAGCUGAGUUUCCUCCACCACAUAAUGGAAAAACAUACUUUACUGCUUGUUAUCAAAAGAGCCUUCACUACAGAUUUUCGGAACAUUUCGGUGAUGUUAAUCAAGUAUUUCGUCCGGCCGAACGAAGUCGUUUAGUCUAUGAAAUUCUUCUCCGUUGUCCGUAUAGAUCGCCUGAGCCAUUACUAACUGACAGAAUGCUUGUUUUAUUAUUUAACGAUCACGAUCCGAUUGAUGAAAUUGAAAGUGAACCACCGGAAAAGGAUUCCACUGCACCAAAUCCAGUUAUGAAUAGCCGACAAUCACAAGCGAGUGAAAAGCAAACAUUAAAGAUCGAAGAAGCUUUCACAUCGAGUACACGAAGAUCAGGCAUGAAAGAUACAGGCAUCGAAGUUUUACUUGAAGAAGGUGUUUACGAAGCAGCAUUUCCAUUACAUGAUCAGCUAAUUCAGGAAGAAGAUGCUGGCGAACCUGAAACAUGGAACGAUCGAACGAAAUUAUAUCAUCGUUGGGCAAGGUUCAGUAAUAUAUUUCGCGUUCAGCCUAUUCGAGCCAUUCGAGACUAUUACGGUGAACGUUUAGCAUUCUAUUUCGCUUGGCUUGGAUGGUAUAAUUCACUAUUGACGGUUCCGUCGAUUCUCGGAGUCUUUGUUCUUCUAUGGGGCCUCUUGUCAGUUAAAUAUGACCAACCAACAUUAGAUAUAUGUAAUCCUACUUCCAGUUAUUUAAUGUGUCCAAAAAUUGAUCGGCAAGCAUAUUGGUUUUUAAAUGAGACAUGUUUUAAUGCUAAAAUAUCCUAUAUUUUUGAUAAUUCGGCUUCGGUGGCUUUUGCUAUUAUCAUCAGUAUCUUUGCCGUUAGCGUGAAUUUUCUCUGGCAAAGACAAGAGUAUCGAUUACAAUUUGAAUGGGAUAUGACGGAUAUUACUGAAGAUACCGAAACUUUGCGACCGGAUUUUGAACGGCGUGUAGAAAAAACAAUUAUCAACAAAGUUACAGAUAAAUUUGAACCUUAUGUACCGUUUUAUAAACGUCUUAUCAGUUAUAUGUCAUCAUUCUCAGUUGUAUUAUUUAUGGUAUUACUUGUUCUAGCUGUUGUUGCUGGCAUUGUUGUCUAUCGAUUAAGUGUUUCGGCAGCAUUUAAUACAAUUGAUCGAGGAAUGUGGAUUUAUCGUUGGAAGCCAAUCAUUGUCCCAAUCACUGGAGCUUUAAUCAAUUUGGUCAUUAUUUUAAUUUUACAAUAUUUCUAUGAAAUUCUGGCUAUAUGGUUAACGAAUGCAGAAUUACAUCGCACUGAUAAGACUUAUGAAGCGAGUCUAACAAUAAAGAUGUUUCUCUUUCAAUUUGUGAACUAUUACGCCAGUAUAUUCUAUAUUGCUUUGAUAAAACCGUUGAUUAUCUACAAACCAACGCAUCUUGAUCAUCAUUCGAGACCGUUUCGUCUAGAAGAAUGUGAUGUCAGCGGUUGCGUAUGGGAGUUAUCGAUCCAAUUGAUCAUUAUCAUGGUCGGUAAACAACUGAUAUCGAACAUAUGGGAAUUUUAUUUUUCGAGAUUAUGGAACAUGUGUCGAAAACGUAUUAAAUUUCGUCAAACCGUUCGUCAAAUCAACAAACGGAAUGCUAAAAUGAAGCAAAUGCAUGACCAAUCUUUAAACAUGAAUUUGACACGUUCCUACGAAGAAGACUUUCUUUUACAACCAUUUGAACUAACAACACUUUUUUAUGAAUAUUUGGAGAUUAUUUUACAAUUCGGUUUUGUCACAUUCUUUUGUUUAUCAUUUCCUCUGGCACCAUUAUUUGCAUUCAUUAAUAAUAUUUUCGAAAUACGUAUCGAUGCAUUGAAAGUUGUCAAAGAAUUCCGUCGACCUGUUGCACGUCCCGCGGCGGGCAUUGGAACAUGGAAUUCGAUUUUAGCCAUCAUGGCAAAAGUAACUGUUCUAUCCAAUGCAUUUUUGAUUGCGAUCACAUCGGAAUAUAUUCCUCGACAUGUUUACUAUUGGACAAUCGGAAAUUAUUCAUUAAAUGGUUUCCUUCAUCAUACAUUAGCACCGUUUCAUCCAAGUGAUUUUCCUCCCGCAAUCAAUCGCACAUCACUCGAGUGUCGAUUUAUUGAAUUUCGUUUGAUUGAUUUAUCAAAACAAUCAACGUUUUUCUUACCAUUUGCACAAUCAUAUCAUCUAUCACAUUUUGAUUGCAAUUCAUCGUUAGCAAAUGAAAUACGCUCACAGAUUGAUUUUUCUACCUGUUAUUAUAAAGAUUAUCGACUUGAUCAUACACAUAAUUAUGCACGGUCGUAUAUGUUUUACUACGUUAUGGUAGCAAGAUUAGCAUUUGUCAUUAUAUUCGAGCACUUUGUAUACAGUAUCCUGUUUCUUAUUCGAAACUUUAUACCACGUGGUCCGCGAAGCAUUCGAGCUCAACUGGAACGAUGCCGUUAUUUAGUUCAACAAAUGUAUUGGGGUGCCGAAUUAUACGCCCAGAAUCCAAAUCUGAUAAAAAAGGAUGAAAACCGCGUUCGAGUUGACGAAGCUGAUCAUGAUCAACGUCGGCAGAGUAUUCUUCCUCCAUUGAUGACACCUACGAAUGAUUUAACUUUCACUGGAACUGCUGGUUUGGAUGUGUAA